Molecule: messenger RNA, 2828 nt
Organism: Chlamydomonas reinhardtii
Lineage: Eukaryota; Viridiplantae; Chlorophyta; Chlorophyceae; Chlamydomonadales; Chlamydomonadaceae
Exons: 11
Coding region: 150-1844 (564 amino acids)
Biological process (GO): protein polyglutamylation; microtubule cytoskeleton organization
Cellular component (GO): cilium
Molecular function (GO): tubulin binding; tubulin-glutamic acid ligase activity
Source: RefSeq, a predicted model, not a curated record
CGAAUCAGGGCCGAGGCGUUUGACAUGAUGAGGCGAACGGCGCCGUGAAGACACGUAUUGCUGCACACAUUCAGCUUCAGGGGCUGAACACAUUCCUCGACACGCUGCAUUCCUCUCAUGCUCGCCCUUUCAACAGCAGAGGAGCUAAAAUGGGCAUCCGAUGGCGCUGCGACCUGGACAAGCCAGUUCUCAUACAGAACUUCAAGCGGCGGGGCUGGAUAGAUGUGUCCGCCGAGUUGGAGGACGACAGCUGGGACCUGUGGUGGGCCAACGUGCAGAGUGUUAAGCAGCUGUUUGGCGACUCCAUGACGCGCCUGCACCCGCACCAGCGCAUCAACCAUUUUCCAAACCACUAUGAACUCACGCGCAAGGACCUGAUGGUAAAGAACAUCAAGCGCUACCAGAAGCAGGUGAAGCGGGAGGGCGGCACCGCGGCGGAGCUGGACAUCAUACCCGCGACAUACGUGCUGCCGCAGGACUACAUGCUGUUUGCGGAGGAGUUCCGGCGCUGUUGGCAGCUGCAGCAGAAGGAGCAGCAGCGCGAGCAGCAGGAGCAGCAGCAAGGGCAGCAGGGUGGCAGUAGCAGCGGCGGAGGCGCGGCAGGCGGCAGUAGCAGCGGGUCUGGGGGCACGACCUGGAUCAUGAAGCCGUCAUCCAAAUCUCAGGGCAAGGGCAUCUUCCUCAUCAACAAGCUCAGUCAGAUCAAGCAGUGGAGUGUGGGCAGCCUGCCUCCGGCGCUGCGCAGUGGCACGGACAGCUAUGUGGUGUCGAGGUACAUCGACAACCCCCUGCUGAUUGGCGGCAAGAAGUUUGACAUGCGCAUUUACGUGGUGGUCACCAGCUUCAAGCCGCUGAGGGUGCACGUGUCCAAUUUGGGCUUCUGCCGCUUCUGCAACGUCAAGUACAGCGCCGAGGUGGGUGAGCUGGAGAACGAGUUCAUGCAUCUGACCAACGUGGCCAUCCAGCAGCACGGCCAGGACUACAACGAGCACCACGGCAACAAGUGGCCGCUGGCGGACAUGCGGCUGCUGCUGGAGGCCACCCGCGGACCCGAGGCGGCGGAGCGGCUGUUUGCGGACAUUGACGGCGUCAUCCUCAAGUCGCUGCGCGCCUGCCAAAACAUCAUCGUCAACGACCGCCACUGCUUCGAGCUGUACGGGUACGACAUCAUCAUUGAUGACACGCUCAAACCCUGGCUCAUCGAGGUGAACGCCUCGCCCUCGCUGUCCACCACCACCCAGGCCGACCGGCUGCUGAAGCACCGCGUCAUCAGCGACACGCUCAACCUGGUCAGCCCGCCCGACUGGCUGGCCGCCACAGACCCCGCCGCACUGCCGCCGGACGUGCGCGGCCUGGACCCGGCAGAGUACCCGUUCCGAGAGCAGGUGGGCAGCCUGCGCCUCAUCUGCGACGAGAGCGAGGAGUACGCGCGGUGGCGGGAGGAGCGAGAGCGUCAGGCGGCGAGGGCGGCGCGCGCAGCAGCAGGGGCAGGCGCAGGCACUCGAGAAGGGGGCGGGGGCAGUGGAGGCGCAGGCGGAGGUGGCGACUGGUCGUGGGGAACGGCGGAGCAGUCCGGACAGCAAGGCAGGCGGAUGGAGAGGCACCACUCCGCGCGGGCGUAUGGGGCGGGGGCGCAGUACGGGGUAAGGGGAGCUGGAGGAGGGGGAGGGGCGGCAGCUGGUGAGGGCGGGCGGCAAGGUCCGGGCGGCUCCGCGCAGCAGCAGACGCAGCAGCAAGCGGGUGGUGGGGAGCAGCGCUGGGAGCCCGCCCGGGCGUUCCGCAAUACGGGCGCAGCGGGGGCCAAGACGGGUGGCGGGGGAUCGCGGCCGCGGUCUGCGGUGUGAUCUGGCUUCCUGCGUGCAGAGGAGGCGGGGCGGCGGUGUCUUGAUGGGCGGUCAGCUCCUGUUUAUAGCAGGUGCACUACCAGCAGUUGCGAUACUAGACUGGACGUACUGUGUUGGCGCACCGGCGUUCAGCUGCCUUGCUGUCACCCUCUGACAGUGGUGCAGCCAGUCGUGUGUCGUGUGCCGAAAGCGCUGUGGUGCACGGACGCCGAAGGUGGCGUAUUGUGAUUCAUUCAAUUUAUGUCACCAUGCACUAUACAGGAUGGUGUAUUGGUGCAAAAAGCUACCGUGCAUACAAGGCGCUUGAAUGGAACGUGUAUGCGGGGUUUGGAUUCAGUUCUGGUUCCUGAAGUUAGUCAUGAAACAGAGGCGGGGUGGGACUGGGCGGGCAUGAUGGCGCAGGUGGCUCACGUUGUGCAAGGGUGCAGCAGCUCCGACUGGGGGUUCCGGCUGACACGUAUGUAAAGAGCGCUUACCGAUUUUUACGGCUAUCCGCGACGUAUUAGUAUUUGUUAAUGCCUAUUGCAUGUAAAUAGGCGGCGUGGGGCUGAGGGUGCACGUGUUGAUUGGCGGCGAGUGACGUGACUAGUUUGUUAGCUGCGGGUUAGCACGGACUGUGCACCCCACCCAACCGGCCAUGUCCGGAUUUGCGGGGAUGCCAAAGGCCCCCAACAUAGAGGCGUGUGCUUAGUAGGCGCCCGCGUCAAGGUGGCUGGGUUGAUAACGACCCGGGAUCAGCCCUUUUCCUCCCUCCCUAAGGCAGCCACCUCCUUGUUACGGCUAUCUGGGGUGCGGUGAGAACGUGCGAAGUCGGGUGGGCGGCAGUGGAUCGAUCCGGUGGGGACCAGUGGAAACGUGGGAACCGUACGUAUGCGAGCUGUCUUGCCAUGGCGUGAUGCUGAUGACUGCACUACAUGUAUCCAGAGGGCAUGCCGGUUUCAUGACGGGUGUGGGGAACCGCAAUGCGGUCCGCACCCGUCACCU